Molecule: messenger RNA, 2897 nt
Organism: Tachysurus vachellii
Lineage: Eukaryota; Metazoa; Chordata; Actinopteri; Siluriformes; Bagridae
Gene: st6gal2b
Product: ST6 beta-galactosamide alpha-2,6-sialyltranferase 2b
Exons: 8
Coding region: 460-1782 (440 amino acids)
Molecular function (GO): sialyltransferase activity
Source: RefSeq, a predicted model, not a curated record
GUAGGUCAAGAAUCUUGUAGAGAAGCUGGCAAAUGUGAAAGCGACAGCUUAUUUUCAGCUAUUUUACUUUCUCUUAAUAUAUUUAUUUAUUUAGGUUUUUGUUCAAUUUGUCUACUUUUGCCAUAAAUCUCAAAACACGACGCCAUUAAAUAAAUAUGCAACGGCGAAGCAGUUUAUUAAGUUUGUGAUGUUGGAAGAUAGAAGGGUUUUGCCUACCCACAGUGAACACCAUAUCCAUGCAGAAGUGGGAGCAUCAUGAUAUAGGGCUUCUUCUCUUCAGAAGCUGGAUUUGGAGCACAAAUCCAGAAAUACAAAUAUUACAUAAUGGAGAAAAACAUGUAUGUCCAUGCGGGAAGAAAUCCUCUACAGUAUGUGUAGAGUUGAAGAUGUUUUCUAAAUGUAAGCGGAGGUGUACAGAGAGCAUCUGUGACAAUAUUGGCAGCAGUUUUAUAAGCAGUUAUGAUGGCAUUCAACCACAACUUCAAAAGAGGAUUGAACCCCGAGCUGAGCCUAGCUUGGCGGUACAGGAAGAAGAAGAAGAAACAUCAGAAUCUGUUAUUUGUGGGUGUAGUAGCCUGGGUGUUGCUCUCCUGUAUUUUUUUCUGGCAAAACACCUACUCUGACAUGAUCGUCGUCCGCUUGUCUCUGCUGCUAAGUUCCACCCAGGACAGCAUGAGGCUCAUCACUGCUUCCCAUGUGGAAAACAACAUCAGCGCUGAACAGCUGAAGGACAAAUAUCGCCAUCAUGGCAGAACUUUCCAACCUCCUGUAAUUCAGCAGAAUUGGAGUUUAGAUGAGUCCUGGGUGGAUAAAGUGGUAAGAGGACUGUGGAUGGGCUGGGCAACUUCUGACAUGCUGAGUUUACGGCUUCAGAAAGACAAGAAGAAAUAUACUGCUAUCAAUCUGUACAGGGUGAAUUAUAAAAGACACUCGAAGGAGCAGAGGGACAAGAAGAAGCUCCUGUGCCAGCUAAAGCAGCAGGAACCACUCCGUACUCUGACUGGGUUGGAGGAGCCCUUCGCCAGCCUAGGGUGGCAGAAACUGGUGCCCCACCAACCUCUGGAGCAGACCAUUAGAGGCCCCUACAGGACAUGUGCUGUGGUUUCCUCUGCUGGUGCCAUUCUCAACUCAUCCCUGGGUCUUGAGAUUGAUUCUCAUGAUGCAGUGCUUCGGUUCAAUGCUGCUCCAACUGAGGGCUAUGAGAAUGAUGUGGGCAGCAAGACCACCAUCCGCAUCAUUAACUCUCAGAUUAUGGCUGAUCCGCAGUAUAUGUUUGCUGACAGUCCUCUCUAUAAGAAUAUUACACUUGUUGCAUGGGAUCCUGGUCCAUAUUCUGGCAACCUUGAAAAGUGGUUCAAGAGCCCAGAUCAUGACCUGUUCACAGCAUAUAUUGAACACAGGAUGAGAUCUCCAUUACAGCCCUUCUACAUCCUGCACCCAGACUUCCUCUGGAACCUGUGGGACGUUCUUCAGAGCAACACAGAAGAGAACGUCCAUCCCAAUCCACCCUCAUCAGGGUUUAUAGGUAUCAUUCUGAUGAUGAGCAUUUGUAAGACUGUUGAUAUCUACGAGUUUAUCCCAUCUAAAAAGCACACAACUCUGUGCCACUACUAUGAGCAGUACCAUGACUUUGCCUGCACAUUGGGAGCAUAUCACCCACUGUUUUAUGAGAAGCUCCUCGUCAGAAGAAUGACCACUGUCUCUUUGGACGAACUUAUGACAAAGGGCAAGGUCACUCUCCCAGGGUUUAGUCAGAUCACCUGCUCAGGGCAAAAAGUAUAAUAAAGAUGGUGGCAUAAACUCAGAACUCAUUUAAAAGCCACAAACAGAAAUGACCAAAUUAAAAUAUGAGAUAAAUCAGAGUCUAUUACACUGCAUUACUACUAUGGGGAAAGGGGCAGGGGUGAAAGGUAUGAAUAGUCGUACUUUGUUACUAUAUUUAAAGAUUAUUUUGGUGUAAAUACACAUUACUUCAGUAUAUUUUUAAACCAAAUACCUGUGACAAAUAUUGAAAGUCUCUUCUCAUCUAGCCAAUGACUGUAUGCUAAUGUACAGUAUUAGUCGAGCGUGCUCAGUUUAGAGUCCAAUCAUUUGUGUUUAGAAUCCAUUCACUUCCAUUUAGAAACCGGAAUAUUCUGUUCAUCAGUGUUGAAAAACACGAAUUAUGCCAGUUCAUCACAAUAUAGUUAACGUUAUAGGUAUCUGUACAUCUGAAUAUGGAUAAACCACUGGACUGCAGUUUGAAUCCUGAGUACUCCUGUAAACAGCAGUUUUUCCUGCUGAAAAACAAAGACUUGAACUUCAGCAUACAUGGAGACUGGAAGCUAAGGACAACAAUGUUGGAAUAUUGUAAUGGGGAACUGGCAUCAGAAAAUGUCUGCUACUACUGUACAUGCUUUGAAAGAACAAAACAAUCCGAGCCAAACAGACCUAGAGAACAGCAGUUUCAGUACAUACACAAAGUUAGAAUAAGCACUGAUAGAGACACUGGUACUGUACCUAUGACAGGAUGUUUGGACUGUAGGACUAAAGGGGACAAAAUUUUGGAUGAAAGCCUUUCAUAUCUUUAUCAUUGUUAGGAGUAAACCACUAUAUGUGACUUAUGUUCAUAUUGAGAAUGCACAUUUGUUUAUGGUUUCAUCAUUUUAAAAGUGUAUCCUUUUUUAAAGGUAACUCUUACUCAGGAUUGUAAAUUUUAACCACUUUUGGCAUUUAAAUAAGAUAAAAAAAUUAAAUGCAAAUAAAAAACAUUUAAGAACUUAUUGUCCACCCUUCUAAAUGUCUUGAAGUUGUCUAAUUCAAUUUGUUCAAAAACACGGCCUUAUGUUGUUUUUAAGGAUUAAUGGUUUUACUGUAGAUUUCAGGUGUUUGCACUACAGGUUUUAUUGUAUGCAUGU